Messenger RNA from Aspergillus bombycis, 1116 nucleotides. RefSeq names its product DUF3984 domain-containing protein. The record is from RefSeq and is a predicted model, not a curated record. NCBI's taxonomy places the organism in Eukaryota, Fungi, Ascomycota, Eurotiomycetes, Eurotiales, Aspergillaceae. The coding region runs from base 1 to 1116 and encodes 371 amino acids. The transcript has 2 exons.
AUGACUCCACAGCAGCUUUCGCACUCCGGGGGCGGCUUUCGCUCGCGCCGCUCUUAUCCCUCACUAAAUCAUGCUUCUCUGGCUCCAUUGACAUCUCGAUUCCCUAUUGAUGACGAUGUCGAGCACCAGGAUUACUUUACCCCAAGAGCUGAAGAUGCUGAGUCCUACUACAGCGCCCAUGAUAUCCCCACAAAGACUUCACAUCACCAGCGGAGUAAAAGCUCGACCCGCGCACACUUGAGCGAUACCAACCUCCAAGGUCAAGAUGAUACUCAACCAUUUCACCACCAAGCGCCGAAGACAAAGCGACAUUCAUCUCGCCAUCAGCCGUCAGACUCAGCUGGUCGUCGUGAUGCAGAGUGGGUGCUCCGCGCUGGGAUCGCACUAGCUUCGUCGACCCGAGAAGAGAAGGGUCAAAGUUGGCUCGCGAAGCGAGAGAGCUCGACUAGUCUAGUUGAUGAAGCUAACUACGACGUGGAGUCCCCUGGUCACUUUAGCAAAGUGACUAGGAAAUCCAGGUCCGGGCGGUCAACCCCGGCGGCCUCUCGGUCGCGCGUUGUCAGUCGAAGGGGCAGUCGGCCUGACCUUACCAUGACCGGCCUCGAGAUGACUUCUACUAGGCAGGGUGACAGUGGAAGUCUAGAGAGUCCUGCGCUUGAUGUGCGGCAUUUCGUCCCGGAUUUUGUGGACGAGCGUAUCCGUGCGGAGAUGGCGAUCAUUCAACAAGAGGAAUAUACCUCUGAAUCUGACGAGUACUCUGACUCGGAAGAUGAUAUCGAUGAACAGGAGAUGCAGCGCUUGACCCGAGAGCGCGGUUUUGGGUUGGGCAGCUGGUUUGAUCGCAUGGUGGAAUGGACAGUAUUUGGUGUUGACGACUGGCCACUGUCUUAUUCCAACGGGCCUGUUGACCAGGCUCCCAAGAAUGUUGAGUGGGCAGAGCCUAGUGUCGCUGAUGAAGACGACCAGGUAUCCAUAUCAGGACGGACUGAUAGAACUGAUGGUGCGUCGACCAUUGGCGAUUCUGAGGCCCCCCCGGUGACAGAAAAACCAGGCGACCAUGGGGGCUGGGAAGAUGCAUGGUGGCUAUUUGGUGUGAUGAAGCGUGCGCUGUUAUGA